This is a messenger RNA of Opisthorchis viverrini, 3462 nucleotides long. RefSeq lists its product as hypothetical. The record is from RefSeq and is a predicted model, not a curated record. Bases 54 to 2954 code for a protein of 966 amino acids. Lineage: Eukaryota; Metazoa; Platyhelminthes; Trematoda; Opisthorchiida; Opisthorchiidae. Gene Ontology annotation, cellular component: cytoplasm; NatA complex. The transcript has 16 exons. Gene Ontology annotation, biological process: N-terminal peptidyl-methionine acetylation. Gene Ontology annotation, molecular function: protein binding; protein-N-terminal amino-acid acetyltransferase activity.
AGGAAAUCCGCGUCUUUUGAAACCCCUUUCGCUUGCGCGCGUGGCCUAGGUUUAUGGAUAAACAGGCGAAUCCAAACUUGCUUCCCCCGAAAGAAGUGUCUAUUUUCAAGCGUAUCGUGAAGUAUUAUGACCAGAAGCAGUACAAAAAUGGUCUGAAGUUCACUAAACAGAUCCUCGGGAACCCGAAGUUUGCUGAACAUGGGGGUAAAACCCUGGCAAUGAAAGGAAUAUUGUUGAACUGCCUGGGUAAAAAAGAAGAGGCGCGCGAGUACGUGAAACGUGGUCUCAAGGCUAAUAUUUCGAGUUUUGUGUGCUGGCACAUAUAUGGGCUGAUUCAAAAGUCCGACAGGAAGUAUGACGAAGCUAUUAAAUGUUAUCUUCAAGCAUUACGCCUGGAUCCGGAAAAUCUGCAGGUGCUCAGGGACCUUUCCGUUUUACAAAUGCAGCUGAGAAAUUAUGAGGGGUGCAAGGACACGCGAUACAAACUUCUGAUGCUUAGGCCAAGUCAGAGAGCUUCUUGGAUCGGCUAUGCAUUAAUACAUCAUCUGCUUGGGAAUUACGAUACGGCAUUAAUGGUUUUAAACGAAUUCAGGAAGGGCCAGGGAGAACCUGGUGCCGGAUACGAAACCAGCGAGUUGCUGCUGUAUCAGGCAAUGGUACUGAUGGAGGCUGGCAAGCACGAGGCUGCCCUGAAACAUCUAGAGGACUCUGCGAAUGAGAUUGUAGACAAAACCUCUCUGCUGGAGAUGAAAGCACAGCUUUUGUUAUCUACGGGAAACUUGACGGGCGCAAAGGAGUGCAUAUGGAAACUAGUCGACCGCAACCCGGAAAAUCAUUUGUACUUGGACUUAUUGUGCAAGGCGAGCGGAUGUACUGACACGGAGUCCGCUGAAGGCAAAUCAGUGUGCAAGGUUACUUUUGACGAAGUACUUGCGAAGUAUCCUAGAUCACGACUGGCUCGAAGAUUGUUGCUCGACUUGUACUCAGGCGAGGAGUUCGUGAAUCAUCUUGAUGUUUAUUUGCGGUACCAUCUGCGAAGAGGAGCUCCUCCAUUAUUUGUACAGCUUAUGGGUCUAUGGUCAAAUGAUGAAAAGUUCAAAACGCUGGGUCAGUUGCUCGCUAAGUACAGAAGCACUAUGUCUCUUUGUCACUCUCUCCAUUCUCCGGACGACCCCGAACCUCCAUCUACAGACAUUUGGUUGAACUUUCUUCAGGCCCAAUUCCUCAACCAUAAAGGUCAAUACCAGGAUGCCCUCGAUGUGAUUGACUCCCAACUGAUGUCUACUCCAACGUUGGUUGACUUCUACGUCCUAAAAGCUGACGUGUACAGUGCAGCCGGUGAUGUGAUUACAGCGAGUCGAUGGAUGGAGGAAGCCCAAUCAUUAGAUACUGCUGACCGCUACAUAAAUGCUCGUUGUACAAACUUGAUGGUGCAGGCGCAUCGCCUUACAGAUGCCGUAUCGAUGGCCUCCAAGUUUACCCGAGGAAAUACGUCGGCAGCGGAUUACUUGUCGGAGAUGCAAUGCAUGUGGUUUCUAAUAGAAAAUGCCCGUGCACUGAAAACAAUGGGUAAAUUUGGCGAAGCCUUAAAGCUUUGUCAUGAAAUAGAACAGCACUACCGAAACAUCCUAGAUGACCAGUUGGACUUUCAUUCGUACUGCCUCCGGAAAGGGACCCUCAGAGCUUAUAUUGAAACACUAAGACUGGAGGACCGAUUACGCGAUCAUCCUUCCUAUUUCGAAGCUGCUCAGUUGGCCAUAUACUUGCACUUGACUGUCCGGCCCUUGGGAGCAGAGACUGACCGUAGCGCUGGCGAGCAAGACUUAUCCACGCCGGAGGCAAAGAAAAUGCGCAACAAACAGCGAAAGGCCGCACGGCGCGCGGAAGCCGAGGCUGCACGCGCCCGUGCGGAACAAGAGCGACGAGAACAGGCCAUCAGAUCUCGGCAACCGGCUACGGAUGAAGCUGAUCCAGAUCGCGCAGUCACCACAGACAGUGGGUUAGAUCCACAGGUCCUCGCUCGACCUGCUGAUCCUCUCGAAGAAGCUUGCAAGUUUUUGAGACCACUUCUCGAUUUGGCUCCGAAACGAAUUGAAUUGCAUUGUUUGGCUUACGAAGUGUACGAACAUAAGAAGAAACUGUUGCUCAUGCUACGGUCUAUCAAACAUGGUAGUCGUAUUCCCGGUUCGGCCGAUCAUCCCUGGUUCCACGAAUGUUGUGUCCGAUUCCUUGUACAGUUGGACUCGUAUUCAGAGAUGUUCAAUAAAGCGCCAGACUCAUAUGUACAUAAGGUACUCAGCACUGAGGUUCCUUUGCUAUUCCCUGGUUGGCCGACUGCUGCUAACUCCAUGCCAAGUGCUUUCAACGAAGCUUUUCAAAAACGCAAUGCUACCAGUUACUCACAUGUGUUCAGGGCCACUUUGCUUCGCUGUCUGACCAACCCCGGUGAACGCAAAACACAUCUCUCUCAACUGCCCUUGCCAACAGACGGAUCAUUUAGCCCUUCUUGGAAGGUUUGUGCGGAUGCGUUGAACUUACUGAAGACUGCCUAUACCACCUCCCUCGGCGAAGUUGACGCAUCAGUAAUAGAAAAUUACCGAGCACUAUGCGCGCAGCAAUUUCCUAUGGCUAACACUUUCAAGACGGACACUGAACUCGAGGAGUUGCGUACAAAGGCCGUAGAAGAGGCAAAUGCAACAGCAGUGUGUGGGCUCUACACUUCCUACACUGGAACUGAUUUGAAAGAGCAUAAGUACGAUGUGGCCCCGGACAGCGCAGACGUGGUGGAGCCCCUAAAAAAGAUGCAGCUUGGCGAUGCACAGCUGGUGAAUGGAGAAAUGUCAGGAGACGCUUCAGAUCCCGACUGCCCUUGUGAAGCGCCAUCUGUGAAAUUGUCCAAGGCCAAUGUCUCUGCCCUCAAACCCCUGAGUGGCCAAACGACUUCCGCAUUGUAAUUAAGUCCUUUUCAGACUAGGUUUUUUACUUGCUAUUUUCCACGACAUGGCGAAGAGAGUAGAGUGUGUACACAACUCUGCAGCACCACUUUAUUCCGGCUGCUCUCAUCGCUACAUGUCGUUGUGCCUGAUCUGAUACCAGACUUACACCCAUCCCAUCGUUUCAUGCUUCAUUUUAGUGGACUUUCUGGCGCUGAUUAAGAAAGGGAAAAAUUGGGUCCAAAAGUCACUAGUUCGUUGCGUUCACACAUACUACCAGUUCUCUGACUAUUGCCUUGGCCCUUUUCGAUUAUUCGAAGAAACCCCCAAAUCUCCCCAUAAAUAUGGCGUUUAUAUUUAGUGCCUGUAUCCCAUAACAGGCACCGCCAGAGGGAUAAUGCCUCUUCAGCCUAGCAUUCACGACGCUCUUGUACUCUCCUGUGAUUAACAAUCUUCCGCUGUUGCCGCCGCUUACAAUGCGCAUGUUACAGUCAUCUGGUUCAGUGAAUAGUAAGAUGGCAGUUUCUUG